GACACGAUUCGCAUUUUGGUCGCCACUGACAACCAUGUCGGUUACAACGAACGAGAUGCCAUUCGUGGUGAUGACAGCUGGCGAUCGUUUGACGAAGCCAUGUGCAUUGCCCGCGAGCGUGAUGUCGAUAUGAUAUUGCUGGCGGGCGAUCUAUUCCACGAAAACAAGCCGUCGAGAAAAUCGAUGUAUCAAGUCAUGCGCAGCUUGCGUACCAAUUGUCUUGGAGACAAACCAUGCGAGCUGGAGAUGCUAGGGGACGGCAGUGAACAUUUUAUGGGUGCUUUUAAUCAUGUCAACUACGAAGAUCCGAACAUCAAUGUGGCAAUUCCAGUGUUCUCAAUCCACGGCAAUCACGAUGAUCCAUCAGGGGAAGGCUUCUACGCAGCACUCGAUAUCCUGCAAGCAUCGGGUCUCUUGAACUACUACGGACGCACUCCCGAGUCCGACAGAAUCAACGUAAAACCGGUUUGCUUGCAGAAGGGCAAGACGAAAUUGGCCUUGUACGGCUUGAGUAAUGUCCGUGACGAGCGUCUCCACAGAACAUUUCGAGACGGCAAUGUGAAGUUUUUCCGACCGCAGCUACAGACUGGGGACUGGUUCAAUUUGAUGAGCGUUCAUCAAAACCAUCAUGCAUACACAGAGACUGGCUAUCUCCCGGAGUCAUUCUUACCCCAUUUUCUCGAUCUCGUGAUUUGGGGUCAUGAGCACGAGUGCAAAAUAGACCCCGUCACCAAUGCAGAUACUGGAUUCAAGGUCAUGCAGCCGGGAUCCUCAGUCGCUACGUCUCUGGUAGCCAGCGAAGCAGUGGCAAAACAUAUCGCGAUUGUGUCGAUCACAGGGACUGACUUUGAAGUUGAGAACAUCCGUCUCAAGACCGUCCGUCCUUUCGUGUGGCGGGAUAUCGUGCUCAAGGACUUUCCGGAAAUGCAGGAGUUGGCCCACAAGAACGAAAACCGAGUCCAGAUCAGUCAAUUCUUAGAGGGCAUUGUCAAUGAACUCAUUGAAGAAGCGAAAGAGAAUUGGCGGGAGACACAGCAAGAGUCUGGUGCCGAUGCUGAAGACGAUGAAGAGCCGCCGCUUCCUUUAGUGCGUCUGAGAGUGGAAAACACGCCGCCCGAAGGGGGCAAGUUUGAGAUUGACAAUCCGCAGCGCUUUUCGAGCCGCUUCGUGGACAAAGUUGCCAACACGACUGAUGUGAUACAAUAUCAUCGCAAACGUACUGUAGUGCGCAUGGUCAAAGGCAAGCCAGAGAUGCCCGAGCCAAGUGUCAUGGAGCAGAUGUCGCUCGAUAGCAUCAAAGUGGACAAGCUUGUGAAGGAGUUCCUCACGGCACAAUCGCUCACCAUCCUUCCACAGAACAGCUUCAGCGAUGCAGUUGGACAAUUCGUGGAUAAAGACGAUCGACAUGCAAUGGAAGAAUUCCUCACAUAUUCUCUCGAGCAGCAAGUGGAUAGCCUGCUGAAAGGCGGCGAAGAUGACGACAGCGACAGCGACCACUAUGAUAACCUCAAGAUGACAGAACGGAUCGAAAAUAUCCGCCUUCGAUUGGAAGAUGCCCAUGCAAAAGGAGAACGCAACAGAAAUAAAACUGGCUCGAAGCGCAAACCUAGACCUGCCACUUGGGACAGUGAUUUCGAAGGCCACUGGGAGGACAGCUUGAUGUCUGCCCCCACGUACGAAGAUGAUCGGCCGGAAGCUGACAAUGACGAAGACAAUGCGAGUGUUGCUUCGGCAACACCAGCUGCGCCCGCAAGAGGCAGAGGGAGUCGAGGAGGCCGUGCAGGCAAAUCAACAGCAGGAACUGCUCGUCAAAGCGCAGUCGCUACCAAGAAGGCACCAGCAAAGUCUGCAGCUUCCAAGGGCAAAAAGCGGCAGCCAUUCGAGGAUGAAGAGGAUGAUGACGACGAAGAUGAAAACCAUGAUGAUCACGACGUGAUAAUGAUUGACGACGACGACGAUGACGACGACGAGAGCCAGGGCCUUUUUGUUAGGGAGACAGCUAAGAAGAAAGCAGCGCCUUCGACGCGACGAGCACCUGCCAAAUCAACGUCAACAACAGCUGCAAAGCCGGUACCAAGAAAGGCUGCGGCAAAAGCAGCUCCGACCACGACGACACGUGCUCGCCAGACACAGAUCAGCUUCGGAACACAGCCGAGUGUUGGUCGCUCAAGCGGUCGAACGGCGGCGACGUCGUCGUCGAGACGUGUACAUGAGCCGAGCGAGGACGAAAUCGAUGAUGACGACGAUGCAUUCGAACCACCACCGCCAAACCAGCGAGCCAAGCGGCGGUGA
Dissoconium aciculare CBS 342.82 is the source of this 2292-nucleotide messenger RNA. Its product is annotated as DNA repair exonuclease. NCBI's taxonomy places the organism in Eukaryota, Fungi, Ascomycota, Dothideomycetes, Mycosphaerellales, Dissoconiaceae. Gene Ontology annotation, biological process: meiotic DNA double-strand break formation; mitotic intra-S DNA damage checkpoint signaling; double-strand break repair via homologous recombination. Gene Ontology annotation, cellular component: Mre11 complex; nucleus. The annotation marks the transcript as partial. The record is from RefSeq and is a predicted model, not a curated record. The transcript has 3 exons. Gene Ontology annotation, molecular function: manganese ion binding; DNA endonuclease activity; 3'-5'-DNA exonuclease activity.